AUGAAAAUAAAAGAGGCAUACGGAGCAUCGAACAAGAUCAAUGCUGCAACGCAGAUACUGGACUAUGAGGGGAGGCGGUUGGUGUUAGAGAUUCGGAUGCUGAAUCUGAAAGACAUUGUUGGGGGUCCUGAGAGUACUGACAACAUCUUUUGGAGCCAUCGAUAUAAUCUGAAGGAGUUACUUCAGAUUUUUAAAACCGAAGACCAGAGAAAACUCCAAAUGAACGAUCAACAGUAG
Molecule: messenger RNA, 237 nt
Organism: Morchella sextelata
Lineage: Eukaryota; Fungi; Ascomycota; Pezizomycetes; Pezizales; Morchellaceae
Exons: 1
Coding region: 1-237 (78 amino acids)
Source: RefSeq, a predicted model, not a curated record